Messenger RNA from Ceratitis capitata (Mediterranean fruit fly), 2458 nucleotides. RefSeq names its product failed axon connections (gene fax). The transcript is spliced from 5 exons. Lineage: Eukaryota; Metazoa; Arthropoda; Insecta; Diptera; Tephritidae. Gene Ontology annotation, cellular component: cytoplasm. The record is from RefSeq and is a predicted model, not a curated record. Bases 489 to 1733 code for a protein of 414 amino acids.
GCGUAUACACAGUAGACACACAGUGCAUUUAUACUGGUUUGCUUCGAGUGAUCCAAGUAGUUUAGUGAACGCUGUUUCUCUUUUCUCUUUCAGUUUUGUUUGUGAUUUCGUCGGGGAAGGUGUGUGUGGUCGUGCCGAUUUUGCAUUUUGUGGCUUUAAGUGAAGUAGUACAUAAGGAUUUUUUAGCUGUCUAUAUACAUACAUAUAUAUGUAUACAUAUACUUGUUUAUUCCAUUGUGUGUACACUUAGUGCUGUUUCGUUAACAGUGGAAAGCCAUUCCUUAUCCCAGAUAAAAAUUGGGAGUUUCAAGAUCUUGUAGUGAAAAUUAAAAAUUACAAAUAAUUUUUUAAUUUUUUUACAAAUUAAAAAUUUAUAAAUAUAAAACUUAGCAAAAAAGAUAAAAACUAAACGCGAUAAACGUUUUAUACACAAAAUUAACUAAAUCAAAUAUAUAUUCGAAAAAACAAAAAAUAAUAAAAAAAAAAAAAUGGCAUCCGAAGUAAGUCAGACACCAGUCACUGAAAAUAAGGUUGCCGAAGAGGCGGCGGCGGCAGCAGCAGCAACCAAGCCUGAAAGCGCAGCUACAGAGACAGUAGCUACCAAGGAGAAUACUGCUGAAAGCAAUGGUGCCGAUACAGCGAACGCACAGGAGAAAGGCGACGACACAAAGGCGUCGGCCGGUGGUGAAGACACAAAGAAAGAUGGAGACAAUGCUACUACUGCAGCAGCAACCAACAGCAAACCCGAACCAGCACCAAAGUUCAAUGUGCAUAAAACGAACUUUGAGAAGGAUGUAAUAUAUCUGUAUCAGUUCUCCCGCACUCCUUUGCUGCCAUCGCUAUCACCAUAUUGUCUAAAAGUUGAAACCUGGCUGCGUCUGGCAGGUCUUAAAUACGAGAAUGUUGAUCAUAAAAUGCGUUUCCGUUCAAAGAAGGGACAAUUGCCAUUCAUUGAAUUGAACGGUGAGGAAAUCGCUGAUUCAGCCAUCAUUAUUAAGGAGUUGUCAGCACGUUAUGACAAGCACUUGGAUGCCGCUCUAACAACAGAGCAACGUAAUGUGUCAUAUGCCAUGAUUGCUAUGUUGGAGAAUCAUUUGAUUUGGAUUAUUUUCUAUUGGCGCGCCAAGUAUCCCGAUAAUGUACUGAAAGGUUAUAAAGUGAAUUUGCAACACGCACUCGGCUUACGUUGGCCGAAUUCGAUUUUGAAUUUUGUUUUUAAAUUCACUUUCGGACGAAAGUGGUUCCAGGGUUCGAAAAAAUUGAAGGCUCACGGCAUCGGUGUACACAGCCCCGAAGAGAUUGAGGAAUUCGGUAAGAAUGAUUUGAAGGUCUUGAGCGAAAUGUUGGAUUGCAAGCCAUUCUUCUUUGGUGAUGAGCCAACCACUUUGGAUGUGGUCGCGUUUGCCAUUCUAUCGCAACUGCAUUAUUUAUCAAAGGAUAUUUCAUAUCCGUUACGUGAUUUCAUGACCGAAAAAUGUCCCAAUUUGGUUGGACAUGUGUCGCGAAUGAAGGAGAGAUGCUUUCCCGAUUGGGAUGAGAUUUGCACAAAAUUGGACUUGAAUGCUCAUAUUCCAAAGCCAGAGCCUGAAACAAAGGAGGGCAAGGAGGGUGAACCAGAGAAAUCAAACGAGCAAGAAAACGAUUCCGAUAAGAACGAGAAGGAAUUGGAAAAAGACAAGUCGAACGAGAAAGAGAUCACAGAGGAGAAUAAGGAGAAAGAGGAAACAAAGUAAAUAUCGAUAUCGAUAACGAUAGCUUAGGACAACUGUAAAGGACAUGCAUUUAAAAUAUAAAAGAAAAAUAACAAAAUAAUAAUCAUACACAAACACACAAAAAAGUAUAAUACAAUAAAUUUGAAAAAAAAACCUUUUUUAUAUAUAUUACGAAUAGCAUAAAAUUAUAUAAAGAAAAUUAUACAUAAUGUAUAAGACAUUGCAAAUUAGUUAAAAGCGAAAUAACAUCUGACGAUGAUGAUGGAUGAUUCCAACUGAUUUUAUGUUUAUUUUAUAUUUCACCUUUUCAUUUAACUUUUUUCAUCAUUUUUGUUGUACAAUUUUAUUGUAUCGUUUGUUUCUUCCAAAAUGAAAAAAAAGAUGAGACGAAAUGAAAGAAAAAGCGCAGAAAUGCAGCAAUGUAUUAAGCCUAAAUGUAAUUAAGUUUAUUUUAUUUUAUUUUUUCCUUAUUAUUAAUAUAAACAUUUUUAUAUAUGUAUAUAUACAUACAUAUAUAUUACAUACAUACAUUUAUAAAUAUAAUUUUUUGUGUGCAAAUAUAAAAUAUAUAAUGAAAAAAGAGAAAAAAAUGUAUCGUAUGAUGAACAUUGUGUUUUGAAUGUUGACUAAAACAAAAACAAAACAAAACAAAAAAAAAACAUAAAAAGAUUAAGAUGAAACGCUGCUACAAGAGAGAGAGGUAUAAGUUCUUCUUUUCAGAAUCAAAGUGGAAAAAAAAACAAAAA